Molecule: messenger RNA, 966 nt
Organism: Nicotiana tabacum (common tobacco)
Lineage: Eukaryota; Viridiplantae; Streptophyta; Magnoliopsida; Solanales; Solanaceae
Molecular function (GO): protein binding
Source: RefSeq, a predicted model, not a curated record
AAUGGGAUUGGUCCCACAUAUAAUGGAUAAUAUAUUAUCCUAGCCUCUAUAAUUGAGGUUUAGCCAUUUGUAGAAGGCGGAGAGGUAGAAUAUGAACAGAGGGAGAUCAAGUGAUCAAUCUACAAAAGUAAAGAUCGAAAGGGUUGCAGAACCGGAUCCAUGGUCAUUAAGUCGAACUAUGCAAAUUAUUAUUCAAGAUGAUACCUAUAGAGACAUGAUUAAUUGGGAUUCAUUACCAAAAUCAUUUUUACCCCCCAAUUUUAAACUCGAGGACAGUGGCCUUUCAGAAUCAAAAGCUUUUAUCCUAAUGGUUGAACCAGAUGACUGCAUAGCUGCAGUUAAAGCGUAUAUUCAAGAAGAAAAGGAGAUUCCAUUUAAGAAACAGAAGCUAUUGAAUAAAGAUGGGGGAGUUUUAAGAGAUUCACAGACUCUUCUUUCUGCGGAAAUCAAGCAAGGUUCUACCUUAAUCCUUCGAUAUGCACCAAUAACACAAAUCUCUGUGAAAAUGCUAACUGGACGCACUAUAUGGUUAAUGGUUGAGGGUGAUGAUACCGUUGCAGAUGUUAAGGCUGUAAUUCAAGAAAAGGAGGGAAUUAGGUUUCAUAAACAGAGGUUACUCUACGAUGGACGAAUAUUAGAAGAUGACAAGCUUCUUGUCCACUGCGGAAUUCAGUAUGACAGUAUUUUGGAUCUUCUCUUAAGCUUGUGCGGUUGUUGAAUAUUGCACAAACUGGCAAGGAUAUAUACAGGAUUAUGUUUUUUUUAAUUGACUUUUAGUAGAUUUUCCAGCAGUUGUUGAACAACUUCCAGCAUAAUGUUUGGUAAGUUCCGUUGGAGCUAAGCAUGGAUCGAUUAUCCUUUUCAAUCAAUUUGUUAUCACUUUCUUUGUCCGUUUACACUUGUUGGUUUAGAUCUGCUACUACCUCAGGUAUUUUUGAAAUAUAUUGUUUAUGACUUUUUGGCUAA